UUAUAGAAUUUGUUAAUUAAAUUGGAAAAAAUAUGCUGCGUGCCGGCUGCCAAUUGCUGACGCAGUCCACCCUGCCCGCCGUCAAGACGGGUAGCAACGGUUUCGCCCUGGAGUUCGUUCGCUGGCGUCGGAAGCCGCGCUGGCUGCCGGUGGCAAAGAGCAAAAUAUUCCGCGUGCCCGAGCGCAAGAAGCAGACGGAGGAGGAGCGCACCGAGCUGAUGCGCCUGCACAACCGGUACAAAACCCAGCUGCGGUCAGUGCGCCAGUACCUGCGCGAGGAGGUCGUCCGGCACGAGGAAACGUCUACGGUGGACCACAUAGUGCUGACACCCGAGCAGGAGGAGGCCGAGUACCAGGCCUUGAUAGCCGCCAACGCGGAAUGGAACGCAACAAUUGCCCGGGAGCGAGAACAGCGCCUGGCCAAGGAGCGCGACGAGAAGGUGGCCUACGUCCAUGAGCGGCUCGAGGCCCGCCAGUUGCGCGAUGAGGAGCGUCGGGAGCGUGCCAACGAAGCGGUUCUACGCGAGAUCGAGCGCUCAAAGACAUACAUUACGCGCGAGGGCCUCAAUGCGGCCAUCGAAACGGCGCUGGCCAAUCCCGUGGAUCCCAAUUUCGCCAUCGACAUGGCCGGCAACCUAUACCAGGGACGCACCACCUCGCAGUUACCGGAGGCCGAUCCACAGCCCGACCAGCAGGCCUUGAGUAAUUAAUUAGCCCUUGUCUUAGUUUCAUGUUACAUUAAAAACAAAUCAGCUUUUCUUAGCCUAA
Drosophila persimilis is the source of this 768-nucleotide messenger RNA. It is a transcript of the gene mRpS26, whose product is annotated as probable 28S ribosomal protein S26, mitochondrial. Lineage: Eukaryota; Metazoa; Arthropoda; Insecta; Diptera; Drosophilidae. Gene Ontology annotation, cellular component: mitochondrial small ribosomal subunit. Bases 33 to 710 code for a protein of 225 amino acids. The transcript is spliced from 2 exons. The record is from RefSeq and is a predicted model, not a curated record.